ACGGCGUUUCCUACAGGUUCGCUGUCAGAGCCCGUGGAGCUGAGGCAGGGAGGAUGCUGUUGGGAGAGACAACCAGUUGCUCUUCAGCGGAUGAGCAUCCUCGACCUGUUGCCUCGGUGUGAGGAAAAGUAAAGACGCGUUUUUCUAUCCACCCUGCAAAAGGAAGCCGUUGUUAUCUUUUAAGGAGGCAGCUCGAAGGUAUAGUCAUGAGACGGAUCUAUGUGUUCGUUAUCAAUUUAUGUUUUGAAUAGCAGAAGGACGAGGAACGGAGUUGGUUCUGGGGGGGAUUACCUCGUUGGUGUGGAAGUGCUGUUUGCGGUGGCAUUUUUACCCAUAUCUCUGACUUGAGGAGGGACACCAUGGUGGAACUGGAAAAGGAGGUGCUCCCGCUACCGCCUCGGUACCGGUUCCGAGACCUGUUGCUCGGGGACUGGCAGACCGACGACAGGGUACAAGUAGAGUUCUAUGUGAAUGAAAACACUUUCAAGGAGCGCCUCAAGCUUUUCUUCAUCAAAAACCAAAGAUCCAGUCUGCGAGUACGAAUGUUUAACUUUGCCCUUAAAGUGCUGAGCUGCCUCCUUUAUAUUGUCCGGGUCCUGCUUGACAACCCUCAAGAUGAGAGACAGGACUGCAUCGGCAGUGUUAACUGCAGCAAACAAAAUUCAUCAUCCCGUCCCUGGAGUGAGUUUGACUGGAAACUUAUCAUCUGGGUUGAUAGACCUCUGCCGCUGUGGGCACUGCAGGUGCUUGUGGCUUUCAUCAGCUUUUCAGAAACUAUGUUGCUCGUGUAUCUCAGCUACAAGGGCAACGUUUGGGAACAAGUAUUGCGUGUUCCGUUCAUUUUAGAGAUGAUCAGCGCCAUUCCUUUCAUGAUCACUGUGAUUUUGCCCUCCUUCAGAAAUCUCUUCAUCCCUGUAUUUCUCAAUUGCUGGCUGGCCAAACAUGCUCUGGAGAACAUGAUUAACGAUCUGCACAGAGCAAUCCAGAGGACACAUUCAGCCAUGUUUAACCAGGUGGUGAUACUUAUCAGCACGCUGGUCUGUCUCAUGUUUACAUGCAUCUGUGGCAUCCAGCAUCUCGAGCGUGCGGGCAACAACCUGACUCUUUUCGACUCGCUGUACUUCUGCGUGGUGACUUUCUCCACGGUGGGUUUUGGAGAUGUCACCCCACAGAUCUGGCCGUCGCAGCUCCUGGUAGUCAUCAUGAUCUUUGUAGCACUUAUCGUGCUACCCAUUCAGUUUGAGCAGCUGGCCUUUCUGUGGAUGGAGCGACAGAAAUCGGGGGGCAACUACAGCCGCUACAGGGCACAGACGGAAAAACAUGUGGUGCUCUGCGUCAGCUGCCUCAAGAUUGACCUCCUCAUGGACUUCCUCAAUGAGUUCUUUGCUCAUCCCCGGCUGCAGGACUACUAUGUGGUGAUCCUUUGCCCUGCUGAGAUGGAUGUCCAGGUUAGGAGAGUCCUUCAUGUCCCUCUGUGGGCACAAAGAGUCAUCUAUCUGCAGGGGUCUGCCCUCAAGGACCAAGACUUGAUGAGGGCCAAGAUGGAUGACGCUGAGGCCUGCUUCAUCCUCAGUAAUCGCUUUGAAGUGGACCGCAUUGCUGCUGAUCAUCAGACCAUCCUCCGCGCCUGGGCAGUCAAAGACUUUGCUCCAAACUGCCCUCUUUACGUCCAGAUUCUUAAACCAGAGAACAAGUUCCACGUCAAGUUUGCAGAUCAUGUGGUGUGUGAAGAAGAGUUUAAGUACGCCAUGCUGGCUUUAAACUGUGUGUGCCCUGGUACCUCCACACUAAUCACACUAUUGAUCCACUCCUCUCGAGGACAAACAGCACCUCAAGAGGCCUUCAAACAGCGUUCAGGAGCCUUUCAAGCUCUCAACAGGGAGGGCGGUGCAUGUUCAGCAGACCAGUGGCACCGGACAUACCGACGCUGCUCUGCCAACGAGGUGCAUCACAUCCGCUUGGAAGAGAGUAAAUUCUUCGGAGAGUACCAGGGCAAGAGUUUCACAUUCGCUUCCUUUCAUGCACACAAAAAGUAUGGGGUCUGUUUAAUUGGAGUGCGCAGACUGGACACCAGCAACAUUUUGCUCAACCCUGGGCCAUGUCACAUCAUGGGGGCCUCUGACACAUGCUAUUACAUCAACAUCUCCAAAGAGGAGAAUUCGGCAUUUGUCAGGGGCCAUAGGGAACCAUCAUGGGGGGGCUCCGGAGCAAAUGCCAGAGGGGUGCACCAAAGUAUCUAUCACGGACUUACCCGACUGCCAGUGCACAGUAUCAUCGCCAGCAUGGGAACUGUAGCCAUUGACCUGCAGGACUCCAGCGACAGCAGUCCAGAGGGGCAGGACCCAGGGAGCGCCGGUCUUGGAAGUGGCAGAGGAAGCCGAAGCAGCUCCAGGACAGAGAUGGGGGGGGCCAACACCUUGGCUCUGCCUGUCAUGGGGGACGCGGCUGAGGAACGACGGCACAGCAUUGCGCCGGUCCUGGAGCUGGUGGACGGUGUCAACCCGACCUUUGACCUGCUGGGAGACCAGUCAGAGGACGAAGGGGGAGAGGAGGGAAAGGACGACUGCGACAAAGAUGAGAGUGCCCACUGGUGGGGCCGGCACUGCGAGUGGGUGAAGGGAUACCCGCUAAACUCUCCAUACAUCGGCAGCUCACCUGCACUGUGUCAUCUCCUGCAAGAAAAGAUGCCUUUUUGCUGCCUGCGCAUGGACAAGAUUUGUCAUCACAUCCCCUUUGAGGACGCUCGUUCCUACGGCUUCAAAAACAAACUGAUCAUUGUGUCUGCGGAGAGUGCAGGAAAUGGUCUUUACAACUUCAUCGUGCCUCUUCGUGCUUAUUACCGACCAAGGAAGGAGCUCAACCCCAUCGUACUGCUGCUGGAGAGCAUACCUGAAGCAGAUUUCUUGGAAGCAAUCUGCUGGUUCCCCAUGGUUUUCUACACAGUCGGAUCGAUCGACAAUCUGGACAGUUUGCUUCGAUGUGGCGUGACUUUUGCUGACACGAUGGUGGUGGUUGACAAAGAGAGCUCCAUGAUUGCAGAGGAGGACUACAUGGCUGAUGCCAAAACCAUCGUCAAUGUCCAGACCUUAUUCAGAUUGUUUCCAGCUCUCAGCAUCAUCACAGAGCUCACGCAUCCUGCCAACAUGCGUUUCAUGCAGUUCAAAGUCAAAGACCACUACUCCCUGGCUCUAUCCAAGCUGGAAAAGAAAGAGCGAGAGAAGGGAUCCAACCUGGUCUUUAUGUUCCGCCUGCCCUUUGCUGCUGGGAAAGUGUUCAGUGUUAGCAUGCUGGACACCCUUCUCUACCAGUCAUUUGUGAAGGACUACAUGAUCUCCAUCACCAGGCUGCUGCUCGGUUUAGACUCCAUGCCUGGCUCGGGUUUCCUCUGUGCUAUGAAAAUCACAGAGGAUGACCUGUGGAUCCGAACCUAUGGAAGGCUUUAUCAGAAAUUGUGCUCCUCGAAUGGGGACAUCCCUAUAGGCAUCUACCGUACAGAGGCCCACAAGCUACCAGUGUCAGAGUCCCAGGUGUCCAUCACAGUGGAGGACUAUGAGGACACCAGAGAACCACGGGAGCCCCUCCUGUCCCGCACCGGCGCCCACCGUAACUCCACCUCCUCCGAGCCCAUUUCCACCUCCUCCCACUCCUCAGACCACCCGCUGCUCAGGAGGAAGAGCAUGCAGUGGGCACGCCGGCUGAGCAGGAAAGGGGGUCGGGGAUCCAGUGGGGCCAAAGGUGGUCCGGGCAGUGCGGCGGAGAGAAUCAGCCAGCAGAGACUGACCCUUUUUAGGCGCUCAGAGAGGCAGGAGCUCAACUCGCUGGUGCGAACCAGAAUGAAACACCUGGGCCUUUCUCCAACCGGAUUCAAUGGGAUGACAGACCCGGGGAACAGGCUGUCGUAUAUCCUCAUCAACCCCUCUCCAGACACCAGAUUGGAGCUGCACGACGUUGUGUACCUGAUCAGACCAGACCCCCUCUCCCUGGUGCCCAAUCAGGGGAACAGCAGGAAGUGCAGCAGUGGAUUAUCGGAGAGCCACAGGUUUGACACUCAGGACAGCACCCAUCUGUGAAAAACAAACAAACCAACCAAAACGACUCAAGUGCUCAGACAAAACUGCCAGAGCCACAGAAAACAUCACAAAGAAGAAGCUGAAUUCACAACGAGUGGCACUGAAAAGGAGACAGAUGUCACACAGCUGUGUACUCAAUCUUAUCGAACUCGUGUAGCAAGAGACACACAUAGACCUUUUCUAUUAAAAUGGGAAUGUUUUAUUUAUGCACCUUCCUAUUUUCAAAGCAGAGAGCUGCAGACACAGAAGUGCAUUUAAUGAAAAACUGUGUGUAUUUAUAUCUGUGUAUGUGCAUGUUGUGCACUGUAUCUGUAUUGCGUAUUUAUGUACAGUCGCAUGCAAAAUGUUUCUGUUGUUGUCAAACUUUCUGUGACUUUUCGGUGAAGAUUCAUUGAAGAUUAGUUGAUCUCCUAGAACUAAAGAUGAAACUUUUUUUUUCAACAUUUUAAGCAGGGUUAGUGCAUCAUCUCCCUUAUGCCACUUCAGAGUAAAAGAGAUAAGAAUGCAAGAAGAUAAGUUAUAAUGACUUUAACAAGCUAACUUGCAGCCUGUGUGCAAUCAUUUUAGCAAAGGGAGGGUUAUGGAGAAGACAACUUUCAUACUCCUGAAUUAUCUGCCUCACUAUAUGCAGCCACGGAGUUCUCUCAGUUUAACUCUAAAAAUCUAAAUAAAUUAUUCCCGCAAAGCUGUAAAAAAAGAGAGCAAAGAAUUUUCAGGCAGUUGCUUCAUUGGUUCAAGUUAACAUGAAAAAGAGAGCAGAUAGUCAAUGUCUGGAUGACUUUAAUAAAAAAUGUGUACUUUUCUACUGUGCAAGCACAAAUAUCUUCUCCAUGAGGAAUAUUUUGAGGGAAAACUUUUCUGCAUCUCCACAAAAUAGUUAUUUUUCAGAGGCUUGAAAAUCUUAAUAAACUUGGUGUGUUUUUUUUAAAAACACUUUCUUUGGCUUGAAGAAGAGGAAAAAAAAAUGAAAUAUAGUUAAAGGAAAAUCAACCGUGAACUUUACAGCUUUGCAGCUCCCCAAAUGAAGUCAUAAUACCAUUGCUUGCAACUUAAAAUUGGUCAUGUCUAACUUUAUAGUUUAUGUUGGAAAUCCUCCCUUUCCUAACACAACACUUUACAGUUACAACAAUUUAUACCUGAGGUGCCCAAAAUUUUGCAUGCCACUGUAUGUAUUGUGUUUGUGUCAACUGUACGAAUGAAUAUGUAUGAGUGCUUAUGGAUCCAGAGCAAGACACUGCCAAUUUUAUCUUGAAAGCCAAAUUAACCUACUGCCAAAUGAGAGGCAAGGAAUGUUUUGUGUCCUUAUCUGUGUCGUAGAUGGGUUUUGUUCCGUGUUUUUUGCCGUGUUGAAAGUGUCCCUGAAGUCUGCCGACCUGUGAGUAUUUUUGGUCUGCUUAGGCCUUUUUAAGCCUUUUUGUUGCCGUUUGCCACAAUCCCGACACAAGUAUUUUAUGCUCACCAGCAAAAGAAUAAUCCACACAGCACCAGACUCAGUAAUGGACAAAAUCUGGGCAGCAAGCGUAACGUUUUCACUGCAGGGCGCGCAGUCACAUUGCUGUUUGAAGUUUUUGGCAUUUUCUGUGGCUGUGUGGGUCCUCUUUGAACAAACCUGACUUCACUGUUUGCCUGAUUUUCUUCUCCCCGUCUUUCUCUCCCUGCUUCUCUCUGUCAGCGUGAGUCGUCCGACCGCCUAUUUGCUUUUGUUCACAUGCAUGUUGGAGUUGCAGGGAAUGUACAAAAUAAGAUAAAUGUAAUAUAAUACCAUACAAGUACAACAGCUCUGCAGUAUAUACGCUUUGUGUAAAACUUAUAAUGUAACAUUGUUUAGUUUCAUUUGGAUUUAGAUGCUGAAUUAUGAGCUUUGCAGGAAAACAUUUGCUGUUUUUACUGCAUUCAUAACCAUAAUCAUCUUUAACAGGUUACUUUUUCAUCGACCAUUAGCUCACAUAAAUGUACAGUUUAAUCUGCUGACACAAAGUAGGUAUAUAGAUAAAUAUGGACAUUUAGGCUGUCUGAUUUUCAAGGAUUUGCAAGACUCUGCUUAUCUUCAGCGACAAAUUCUGAAUGUGUCGUUUCCAAAAUGGAGCGUCAUGUGGUGGGUAUGCAAAGCAACAUGUUUGCCAACAGCACCAGUGUCAUUUCAACUGCCAUUAUAACUGAAAAAGAAUGUGUACAUAUUAAAGUUA
This is a messenger RNA of Menidia menidia (Atlantic silverside), 6256 nucleotides long. Lineage: Eukaryota; Metazoa; Chordata; Actinopteri; Atheriniformes; Atherinopsidae. The record is from the annotation of a GenBank genome assembly.